Molecule: messenger RNA, 273 nt
Organism: Colletotrichum karsti
Lineage: Eukaryota; Fungi; Ascomycota; Sordariomycetes; Glomerellales; Glomerellaceae
Exons: 2
Coding region: 1-273 (90 amino acids)
Source: RefSeq, a predicted model, not a curated record
AUGGCAGACCGCUUGCGCGCCUCAUCCUCAUCGGAGGGCUUUAUCAUCAUCUCUCACGAUGAUGUUGCUCCAGUCAAAAGCGGAAGUUCAUUGAACAAUGCCAUCACGGCGCACAUCUCAAGACCCAAGAUGCUUCCGCUUCACAUCAAAACCAAGCUUGACGAGACGACAACUUCGAUCCAAAAGUUCAAAGCCGUUAUGGACACCAAGUCUCUCGCCAAAUCCGCCAAGUCCACCAUCAAAGCUUCUUCGAAGCCUCUCGCCGCUAUCUAG